AUGACAUUGUUAGGCAAGGCGGUGCAUAUUUCUAUCGACCUGGUUCUUGUGUCUACGUGUCUGGCUGGAAUCCGGCGCAACACAGGACUGACGGUCAAGCUGGACAAUGUCCAGGACAACUUCAUCAAGGACUAUACGGAGAAGCUGUUGAACGUCGGGGAAUCGGCGUUUGACUACGCGGUUGCGUACUGCGGGUCAUCGAGCUCAUUCCAGCGGAAAUAG
Molecule: messenger RNA, 222 nt
Organism: Eremothecium gossypii ATCC 10895
Lineage: Eukaryota; Fungi; Ascomycota; Saccharomycetes; Saccharomycetales; Saccharomycetaceae
Gene: ATG44
Product: mitofissin
Exons: 2
Coding region: 1-222 (73 amino acids)
Cellular component (GO): cytoplasm
Source: RefSeq, marked provisional